AUGGGGGGCAGCGUCAAGAAGCAGGAAGCCGUGAGGCGGUACGUCAGAUCCCGGGCUCCCAGGAUGCAAUGGACGGCCGAGCUCCACAGAAGCUUCCUGCAGGCCAUAGAGUGCCUCGGUGGAGAACACAAUGCCACUCCUAAGCUGGUUCUUCAGGUCAUGGGUGUGAAGGAGCUUACCAUAUCUCACGUCAAGAGCCAUCUGCAGAUGUACAGAGGCCCGAGCACUCGUAAGGCGAAGAAAGAGACGGAGGCACAGCUGCUGCAAAGGAGGCACUCAUGUGCCGCUGAUGAGCAGCAAGGAGGAGGCCCCAAGCCCUUCAUGUGCCCACCUCUGAAAAGGGUCAGGACGGGGGCGGGGACGGAGGCCGCGCACGAAGCAGGCAUGCAAGGAGGCCAAGGAAUCAGUGGGAUGAUGACCAGCGGCGCUGUCAACCAGUACUCUAUUGAUGAUUACUACUACAUGCAAGCCAUGGCCAUGCAGAGGAGAAUAAUGGAGGGCCUCAGCUGUCAGAGGGAUGCUGCGGCUGCUGCUGCUUCCAGCCUCCAGACCGUGGCAUGUUUGGAGCAAGGAUCUGGCGACUUUAAGAUAAUCAAACCGGAAGCGCACUACUAUCCUGGUCUUGUGGUGAAGAAGCUAGACCCCAAGGAGGACAGCAACGGGGCGGAGCAGUGCUCCCUGUCGCUCUCCCUUGGCCUGGACCCGAGAUGCUUCCGUGCCGCCGUCUCAUCGUCGUCGCCGAGCGAAGGCAGCUGCAUCAUCUCGUCGUCGUCGCCGCCGCCCCCGAGGAGGAGGAGCUCCAGCCACUACUCCGGGCACUCCGGCUGCUUCGACGCCCAGGGCAUCAACUUGGAGCUCUCCCUGUCCAUCUGUGGGUCGUAG
Molecule: messenger RNA, 882 nt
Organism: Triticum turgidum subsp. durum (durum wheat)
Lineage: Eukaryota; Viridiplantae; Streptophyta; Magnoliopsida; Poales; Poaceae
Source: the annotation of a GenBank genome assembly